AUGCAAACAAAAUCCUUCAAAACGAUACUCUACGAAAAGUCCCCCGACGGCAAGAUCGCAUAUAUAACCCUGAACCGUCCCGACCGAUUCAAUGCAAUCGACGGACACCUCCCAAGGGAUCUCCGAGAUGCUGUCAAACUAGCCAACGCAGACCCUACCGUACACUGCAUCAUCCUGAAAGGCAACGGGCCUGGAUUCUGCGGAGGCUAUGAUCUGGACAUCUACUCCCAGAACGCGAUACGUGGAGAGACGGCUGGAUCACAGGAUCUCUCGAAGGGAUACGAUCCCUUGAUUGACUACACUAUGAUGAAGGAGAAUACCGAUUGUUUCUCAGGACUGUUCCAUAGUCACAAACCGACGAUUGCGCAAGUUCAUGGUGCCGCGGUCGCGGGUGGAAGUGAUAUCGCCCUGUGCUGUGAUCUGGUCAUCAUGGCGAGUAAUGCAAGAAUCGGCUAUCCUCCGAGUCGGGUUUGGGGUUGUCCGACCACCGCUAUGUGGGCUUACCGGAUUGGUGUGGAAAAGGCUAAGCGGAUGUUGUUCACUGGUGACUUGAUUAGUGGAGCAGAAGCAGCGGAGAUGGGUCUUGUCCUUAAAGCGGUGCCCGAGGGGGAGUUGGAGGAAACGGUAACAUUGCUGGCAACCCGUAUUGCAUCGGUUCCACAGAAUCAACUAUGGAUGCAAAAGCAGGUAAUAAAUGGUCUUAUCGAGGGGCCUCUGCUCAGAAGCCAGAAACUCUCUACGAUAUUUGACGGGAUUACCCGCAAUUCGCCUGAAGGUGUUGCGUUCCAGGAGCUGAGCAAGGAUAAAGGAUUCAAGGCUGCUAUACAGGAGCGUGAUAGUCCGGCGAGAUCGGAGAGGUAUCGGAAGGUGUGGAAGAGUGUGCUAUAG
This is a messenger RNA of Aspergillus caelatus, 888 nucleotides long. Its product is annotated as ClpP/crotonase-like domain-containing protein. Gene Ontology annotation, molecular function: catalytic activity. The coding region runs from base 1 to 888 and encodes 295 amino acids. The transcript has a single exon. NCBI's taxonomy places the organism in Eukaryota, Fungi, Ascomycota, Eurotiomycetes, Eurotiales, Aspergillaceae. The record is from RefSeq and is a predicted model, not a curated record.